Messenger RNA from Doryrhamphus excisus (bluestripe pipefish), 1650 nucleotides. NCBI's taxonomy places the organism in Eukaryota, Metazoa, Chordata, Actinopteri, Syngnathiformes, Syngnathidae. The record is from RefSeq and is a predicted model, not a curated record.
CGCCAUCCGGGUAGGCCUUGACGUCACCCUGGUCCGUUUGAAUGUUCGCAGUGUUGAAAAGCACGAUGUUUUGCUGCAAUGUGUUUGUGCACACGCUGCCUGAUGCCACCAACGUCUCAUCACAUUAGGCUCUAAUGAUGUCAUCUACCAACUCGAACGCAGGAGCUGCGUCAGGAUGCUUAAACUGAAACUUAAAAGUUCAAUAUUAACAAGAAACUCGAGGGUCGCCCUGACAGGUUAGUCACAUGGUCCAAAUGAGUCAUGCAAGUAUAAUACAAUGAUGAUUGUUGUUAUAUUGGAAUACUGUACAUAGUCAUUUAGGUACAGUUGAAUUAUAAUAUUUUGGCUGACACCAUCACAUUUCAUGUAACAAUGUGUAACAAUGUAUUAUUUAUUGUGAUUGUAGUUUGCAUUGUUUUAUACCCCCUGUAGCCAAAUGAAGAAACCUAAAAGGUUUUGGAAUACUCUUGUGUCUUUUUGUUGAGUGUCUCCUCUCCUGGCAGAUAAUGCCUGCUGAAAAGCCCAACGUUGUGCUCACGGCCCCCUCCCGGCUAUACGCGCUGCCCUCACUGACAGGAUACAAAAACCAUGAUCCAACUAAAUCCAAAGCACCAAGCUAUUCUUUAGGGAAUCGUUUCCCCAGGACCAAACUACAUGUCUCACCUGGACCGGCACACUUUGUCCCAUCCAACAUCACCAAAAAUGGCCGAGACGGCGCUCCAGCAUUUUCAUUUGGUAAACGUCGAAAGGAGCCAGCGCGUGCUGAAAUUCCUGCACCCAACUGUUACAGCCUUGAAAGUGCAGAGAAGUACACUUUCCGCUCUACUCCUUCGUACACUUUAACUGCAAGAAGAAAACAACUUGUAAACAGCAACCAAAGCGGACCCGGUCCAGCUGCCAACAUGCUGCCACCUGUUCUGGGACCAAAAACUGUCACUAUACCUGCAGUACCCGCAUACUCUAUCCUUGGCCGCCGUAAAGUUGGGACCUUUUUGGAUGACUUGUCAAAGUCUCCUGGCCCUGCAGCCUAUGAAGCUACGGACCCCAAAACUUACCUGAGAAAAUCCCCUGAGUUCAGCAUGCCUGGCCGCAAGUUCCCACCUCAGGAUUCUACAAAGACACCAGCACCUGGAGUAUAUUGUCCUGAGAAGGUCACGUCUAAUUGCUCAAAAGCGCCAGCCUUCACCUUUGGACGUCAUCACUCUGAAAAAACCAUCAUCCCCCUUAUGGCUGUGGAUAAAUGUCAACAUGCAAUAAGUCUCAUUUAACUUGGAAAGUUCACAGUGCAGAUAUGCAGUUGGUGUGAAUCACCAAGGUGCUAAAGUUGAAAGCCAGUCAGUGUUUUUGAAAUGCAUUUACAAGAUUACUAGAUUUUUUAAUAUAACCCCUGUUGCACCAUCCACUUUGUUCAUUCGUGUCCUUAGAGAGACACCCCCCCCCCCCCAUGCAAAACGUAACUCAUAACUCCAAUAAUCACUGCAGUGGUCAAUUUUACUGUUCAAAAACUACACUGGUGAGUUUGCCACCAAGAAUAAACAAAAACCUAAACAUUUUUUUCCUUCUGUACACUAAACCAUACAGCUGCAUGACAGUCCAGAAAGCAGCACAUUUUGAGUGCUUAACUGUGUUUUGGGUGCAGGAAGGGACAUA